UUCCAACUUCAAUCCCGAUACGUCUCUAUAAAUGCAUCCCCUUUUCUAUGGAGCCUCACCACCACAUAUAACCACAGCCAAACAAAAAUCUCUAUCCAUCGCACAAAUUCUCUCAACUCAGGUACCAAAUGGAGCCUUUCCCAUUACUCGUUCUUCUCAUAAUACAAGCAGGGAUUAGUUGCUAUGCCCGGAACAAUCACCUGUGUGCCCCUUCAGCGUGCGGCGAGGUCGGUAACAUACGCUAUCCCUUUCGAUUGAAGGACGACCCGAAAGGCUGCGGCGACUCGGGGUUCGAGUUAGCGUGCGAAGAUAACCGCACGGUGCUAUCUUUGUUUGAUGGCCGAUAUCAUGUGAAAUCGAUAAACCCCUGGAACUUCGGGGGUUCCAUUGAUUGGGAUUUCGGGCAGAUAGAGGUGGUCGAUGUCGGGCUGCAAAAGAGCAACUGUUCCUCCCUUCCUCUCCACCAGUUAAUGAGAUCUAAUUUCAGUGGUGAAGACGAUGAACAUUACUACAUCUCCUAUAGAACCAGUGUGACCAUUGUGUCUUGCUCAAAGCAAGUGAGAUCUCCUAUAUAUCCUUUAUAUAUCGCCACCGAACCAUGUAUAGCUAUAAACGGGUUUUAUUCAUAUGCCGUCAUCGAUGCAGAGGCAUCAGAUAUUGAGGAUUUUUGCACCAUAACCACGUCAACAUGGGCAGCAGAUUAUUUGUGGGAAUUAGAAUAUUUACAGGAGAAAAGAGCACCAUGGUUCAGGGAGAAUCGCCCGAUCUCCUACAACGACAUCCACAAUGCGAUGACCGACGGGUUUAAUCUCUACUAUGAUGCGUGGCCGCAGAUGACAUUUCUUUUUUGCUUCUUAGGCUUCCGAUACGGAGGGCAACGAUGCAUAUCCUACUACUCCUACAAGUCUUCAUGGGCUACGAGGCUAAAUGUCGCACUGAAUACAAUUCCUAAUGUCGGCUUUGUCUUCGCUCACUUCCUGGCAGCAAAAUUCAUAUUAGGAGCUCCAUGUGUGUUGAUACUUCUAAUCUAUAAGUGGAGGAGAAGGCACCAAGCAAUGGACGCAAACAUCGAAGAAUUUCUACAAGCUCACAACAACUUUUUACCCAUAAGAUACUCUUACUCGGAUAUCAAGAAGAUCACAAAAAAUUUCAAAGACAAGUUGGGUGAAGGAGGAUAUGGGUGUGUAUAUAGAGGAAUACUUAGAAGUGGCAAUGAAGUUGCGGUUAAGAUUUUGAACAAACCAAAAUCUAAUGGCCAAGAUUUUAUAAGCGAAGUGGCCACAAUUGGAAGGAUUCACCAUAUUAAUGUGGUGCACCUUGUUGGUUUUUGCUUCGAUUGCUCCAAACAAGCUCUGGUCUAUGAUUUCAUGUCGAAUGGAUCUUUGGAUAAGCACAUUUUCUAUAAAGAUGGAGAAAAUUCUCUUGAUCAUAAGAAAAUUUAUGAGAUCUCACUUGGCAUAGCUAGAGGGAUAAAAUAUCUACAUCGGGGAUGUGACAUGCAAAUUCUACACUUUGACAUCAAGCCUCACAAUAUUCUCCUCGACCAGAAUUUCACUCCGAAAAUUUCUGACUUUGGACUUGCAAGACCUUUUCCCACUGAUCGUAGCAUAGUAUCGUUGACUGCAGUAAGAGGAACCUUGGGAUAUAUGGCGCCUGAGCUAUUCUAUAAGGACAUUGGUGGUGUUUCUCAUAAAGUUGAUGUUUAUAGUUUUGGGAUGAUGUUGAUGGAAAUGGCAGGUAGAAGGAGAAAUGUAAAUGCAAAUGCAGAGGACAGUCAAAUUUAUUUUCCUUUGUGGAUUUAUGAUCAACUCAGCAAAGAAAAGGAGGAUGAUAUCAUAGAUAGGAUAGAAGAGGAACGAGAGACAAUGAGGAAGAUGAUAAUUGUUGCUCUUUGGUGUAUACAAUUGAGCCCUAGUGAUCGACCAUCGAUGAGUCGGGUCCUCAAUAUGCUAGAAGGAGAGGUCAAUAACCUACAACUUCCCCCGAAACCACAUUUGUAUCCGAUUGAGACGCCAGUUGAUGAUGUGGAGACUGAGAUUGAACUUGAAUCUUCUUCCAGUGUUCCAAUAAUUUCUAGUAGUUACCGACAUGAGGACAAUAACAAGAGCACGGAAUUUUGCUUUGUGUGAUGUUUUCUCUCUUGUAGAAAUUAAAUCCAAAAUAAAAGUAGUACUAUCAUUUGUACUUGA
Syzygium oleosum is the source of this 2189-nucleotide messenger RNA. RefSeq names its product rust resistance kinase Lr10-like. The coding region runs from base 129 to 2129 and encodes 666 amino acids. The record is from RefSeq and is a predicted model, not a curated record. Gene Ontology annotation, biological process: protein phosphorylation. Lineage: Eukaryota; Viridiplantae; Streptophyta; Magnoliopsida; Myrtales; Myrtaceae. The transcript has 3 exons. Gene Ontology annotation, molecular function: protein kinase activity; polysaccharide binding; ATP binding.